Exophiala viscosa is the source of this 2073-nucleotide messenger RNA. RefSeq names its product WD40-repeat-containing domain protein. The transcript has 3 exons. The record is from RefSeq and is a predicted model, not a curated record. Gene Ontology annotation, molecular function: protein binding. Gene Ontology annotation, cellular component: nucleus. NCBI's taxonomy places the organism in Eukaryota, Fungi, Ascomycota, Eurotiomycetes, Chaetothyriales, Herpotrichiellaceae. Bases 1 to 2073 code for a protein of 690 amino acids.
AUGUCCUCCCAAGGUCGCGGCCACCACUAUACCCUCUCCGACUACCAAGCCGCUUACGAUAAUUACUACGCUGCGGCGAACGCGAAUCCCGCAGGUGGUCAGAGCAGCAGCUCCUCCGGCGCUCCAAACGCCCAGUGGAAUGACCACGCGCCCAACACUGCCUCCGAAAACACACAAUAUCAGCCAGACACGAACAUAAAUGGCAAUGGCACCGUAAUCCCUUUUCGCCCUGGUCCGAAUGCGUAUGGGAGUGGUCAAUAUACAGCCGCAUCAGAGUCGCAGCCAGGGGAAUACCAGUUAGGGCUGAGGCGGUCACUGACAAUUGGGGGAUCACAAUUCAACACUCAGCAAGGGAGCGCAAUGAGUGAUGUACAGCAUUACGGCGCACCGCCAGCAUAUGGAGGUGAAGCGGUAUCCAUCAACAUUGAGCCUUCGACUCCUCAACAUCCAGGAAGCGGUGCAAGUAAUCCUGUCCCAGGAACGCUACAGCCAGGCCUCACGAACAGACCUGCUCCCCUCGCUGCCAGCAAUACCGCACCGAACUUGCCCACCCUACCUCAAAUAUCGACCCAAAUGCAGCAGACUCCUACGUCUUCAAGACCUAUGACCAUGAAUCACACGCACAGCUACUCGAGAUCGAGUCCGAACGUGAUGGAUCAGCCACGAUAUAAACCCUUUUCCAGCACUCCUGAACAAUCCAGGUACACGUCGGCUGGACCUGCAAAUAUGCCAAACACUCCUCAAGGGCCACCCUCCUACUCUCCUUUAGGUCUGGCAGAUAUCAGGCCUCGCUCAGACACAAAUGCGACAGACAUACCGUUCAGUCCGAGUAUAAUGCAAGAGACCGAAAGUCAAGCAUACCCUGACACAAGCAAUUACGUCGCGCCAUGGCCCAUAUAUGCCGUGGACUGGUGUAAAUGGCCCCCACGGUCCAACGGUCCCUCAACGGGCAAAAUUGCGAUUGGAAGUUAUUUGGAAGAUAACCACAACUAUAUUCAAAUCCUCGACACGAUGAAAACGCAGAUGGACCCGGACAACCCACACGGCGAGCGCGGUCUCGAGUUCGUCAAGACUGCAGAAGCUACACAUGCAUAUCCCGUAACGAGAAUUCUUUGGGAGCCGCCUUCGUCGAACAAACAGACGACAGAUCUGUUAGCGACGUCAGGCGACCAUCUACGAUUAUGGUCCUUGCCGAACGAUCAGCACAGCUUCCAGUCCAACUCUAUAACCCGUUCGGCGAACACAAAGUCUCCUCCUCUACAGAAAUUGUCACCAUUAGCUCUGCUGUCCAACUCGAAAUCUCCUGAACAUACCGCACCUAUCACGUCGCUGGACUGGAAUGUCGUCCAGCCGUCUUUGAUCAUCACUUCCUCGAUCGACACCACGUGUACGAUAUGGGACAUACCAACUUUGACAGCCAAAACGCAACUCAUUGCGCACGACAAGGAGGUUUACGACGUUCGUUUCUGCGCCGACAGUGUUGACGUAUUUGUCUCAUGUGGCGCCGACGGCAGUGUGAGAAUGUUCGACCUUCGAAGCCUGGAGCACAGUACUAUCAUCUACGAACCCUCAGACAAGCAGCAGGAGAAGAAUUGUAAGAACUCCUCUCCCACACAAUCAGACCCUCUGUCAACAUCACCGACGCGUGGCGCUGGCGCACAAACGCUCUCCUUCCCGCCUCCACUCCUACGCAUAGCCGCAUCACCUCACGAUGCUCAUCUCCUUGCCACUUUCUCCUCGGACUCGAGCACCAUUCGUGUUCUGGAUGUGCGACAACCGGGCCAAGCACUCCUCGAACUGAAGGGCCACAGUGCGUCAGUGAAUUGCGUUGACUGGAGCAGUACGCAGCGCGGGGUCCUAGCGUCCGGUGCAGAUGACUGCUGCGUUUUGCUUUGGGAUCUCAUGGGCUCUACAGGCUCUGUGCAGGGAGCUGGCGGUGGUGGUCCCGGUCAGGAGCGAGGCCCGUCGGCGGUCUGGGAGUCUAGAUAUGAAGUCAGCAAUCUGAGUUGGGCACCGACAAUGGGGACGCUCGGUGUUUGUGGUGGGAAAGGCUUCUGGGGUGUGCAAUUAUGA